AGUUACAUUAUUUUCUCAGUGCAUGGCUACAACUUCGUGUGUGUCUAACUAGUUGCAAUGCCCAAGGAGCAGUUUCGCGCUUCGGCGCUUAAUAAGAAAAUCUCACAUGUGCAGUUUGGAAUAAGCGGUGCCGAUGAAAUACAGCAAGAAUCUUUGGUGCGGAUUGUUUCAAAGAACCUAUACCAGGGGCAAAGGCAACCCGUGGCCUAUGGCGUGCUGGAUCGUCGCAUGGGCAUAAGCACAAAGGAUUCCCUUUGCGAGACAUGCGGACAGGGUCUGAACGAGUGCAUUGGUCACUUUGGCUAUUUAGAUCUUGCUUUGCCGGUCUUUCAUAUCGGCCAUUUUCGCUCUACAAUUAACAUACUGCAAACUAUAUGCAAAUCUUGCGCUCAUGUCAUGCUCAAAGCUGAGGAUCGUGCCAUAUUCGAAAAGAAGUUACACAAUCCGAAUUUCUCAUAUUUGGGAAAGAAGGCGCUGCACGCUCAGAUGUUGGCCAAGGCAAAAAAAGUCACAAAAUGUCCGCAUUGCACAGCUCCUAACGGAGGCGUCAAAAAGGGACCCGGUUUGCUUAAAAUACUGCAUGAUCCAUACAAAGGGCGCAAGGUUGACUCCCUCUUCACCAACAAUCUCGAGGAAAUGCUUAACUCCACCGAAAACCGUGAUCUUAACCUUACCCUGGGGAGUUAUAGCACGGCUGAGGAGCUGACACCGCUCAUGGUUCUUGAUCUGUUUGAACAGAUACCGCAGAGUGACGUAGCGCUGUUGGGCAUGUGUUCGCGUGGCUCCCAUCCCAAACAUUUGAUUGUGACACGUGUUUUUGUACCUCCCGCUUGCAUACGGCCGUCGGUGUUGUCGGAGGUUAAGGCAGGCACCACAGAGGAUGACUUAACGAUGAAGCAGAGCGAAAUCCUACUCAUCAACGAUGUGAUACAACGCCAUAUGGCCACUGGUGGAAAGAUUGAACUCAUCCACGAGGACUGGGACUUUCUACAGUUGCAUGUGGCACUCUACUUUCACAGCGAGAUUAGCGGCAUACCCAUCAAUAUGGCGCCCAAAAAGACCACGCGCGGUAUUGUGCAACGCCUCAAGGGUAAGCAGGGACGUUUUCGUGGCAAUUUAUCGGGGAAACGUGUGGACUUUAGUGGUCGCACUGUUAUUUCGCCCGAUCCCAAUCUAAUGAUACACCAGGUUGGUGUACCUGAACGUGUGGCCAAAAUUCUGACCUACCCGGAACGCGUCAAUCCUGCGAAUAUACGACAAAUGAAGCAGCUGGUGCGCAAUGGACCAAGCAAACAUCCGGGUGCCAAUUAUGUACAGCAGCGCGGCUCCAGUUUUAAAAAAUAUUUAGCGUACGGCAAUCGAGAGAAGGUCGCCCAGGAGCUUAAAUGCGGCGAUAUUGUGGAGCGGCAUUUGCGGGACGAUGACAUUGUGCUUUUUAAUCGACAGCCUUCGCUUCACAAGAUGUCGAUUAUGUGCCAUCGCGCUAAGGUUCAGCCACAGCGCACAUUUCGAUUCAACGAGUGUGCCUGUACGCCCUACAAUGCCGAUUUCGAUGGUGAUGAGAUGAAUCUUCAUCUGCCACAGACCGAAGAGGCACGCGCCGAGGCCCUUAUUUUGAUGGGGAACCAAUCGAAUUUGGUUACGCCCAAAAAUGGUGAAAUACUCAUAGCAGCCACACAGGAUUUCAUCACCGGGGGCUAUUUACUGACACAAAAGGAUGUAUUUCUUACCAAGGAGCAAGCCAUGCAGCUUGCCGCCUGCUUUCUAGCCAAUGAAGACUCAACAAUGCAUAUUGCAAUGCCACCACCUGCCAUUUGGAAGCCACGUCGCCUGUGGACUGGUAAGCAAAUGUUUAGCCUAUUGCUACGUCCCAACAGCGCAUCCCAUAUUCGUCUCAAUAUGAUAAACAAAGGGCGCAACUACACGAGCAAUUUCGAUCUAUGCUCCAACGAUUCCUGGAUACAUAUACGAAACUCGGAGCUUAUGUGCGGCACCAUGGACAAAGCCACGAUGGGUUCUGGAACGAAGCAGUGCAUCUUCUAUUUGCUACUGCGCGACUUUGGCGAAGCUUACGCCACAAAAGCCAUGUGGCGAUUAUCCAGAAUCGCGUCGUAUUUUAUACAGAAUCGCGGUUUCUCCUUUGGAAUUAGCGACGUAACACCCAGUCAAAAAUUGCUGCAGCAUAAGGAGGCGUUGCUGGAUCGAGGAUAUGCCAAGUGCAAUGAGUACAUUAAGAAGCUCAGGGAUGGCACCCUACAGUGCCAACCCGGAUGCACGCCAGACGAAACACUGGAAGCGGUCAUGCUCCGAGAAUUGUCCGGUAUACGAGAGCAGGCAGCUAAGACGUGCUUCAGCGAAUUACAUCCGACAAAUAGUGCACUAAUUAUGGCACUGUCCGGUUCCAAAGGCUCAAACAUCAAUAUCUCGCAGAUGAUUGCAUGCGUGGGUCAACAAGCUAUCAGUGGCAAGCGUGUACCCAAUGGGUUUGAGAAUCGUGCAUUGCCACACUUUGAUAGACACUCAGCCAUUCCGGCAGCUCGCGGCUUCGUUCAGAACAGCUUUUACUCAGGGUUGACGCCAACCGAGUUUUUCUUCCACACCAUGGCUGGUCGCGAGGGUCUUGUCGAUACGGCUGUUAAGACAGCUGAGACUGGCUACUUGCAACGCCGUUUGGUCAAAUGCCUGGAGGAUCUGGUGGUUCAUUAUGACGGCACUGUACGCAACGCAAUAAAUGAAAUGGUUGACACAAUUUAUGGCGGCGAUGGCCUAGAUCCUGUGUGCAUGGAGACGCGCAACAAGCCUGUGGAUUUAGUGCACCAGUACAAUAACUUACGUGCCAUGCACCCACGAGGUGAGCAACGGCCACUGCAGGCCAAAGAUAUACUGGAUACAGUGGAAACGCUGCUGGACCUGGACGAGUUCAGUGAGUCUCGUGCUGACUGCAGAGAUGACGUAAUAAAACACUUUAUUUCCGUUGCCGAUCGCAUUGAACGAUUGCAGCAACGCUAUGGCGCCUAUGGUGAUCUCUGCCAUGAGAUUGAGUCCAUCACACGCGAACAAAUACUGAGUUUCAUUCGCACCAUCAAUGAUCGUUACAAUCGUGCCGUGACUGAGCCUGGCACCGCUGUUGGUGCAAUUGCGGCUCAGAGUAUUGGGGAACCGGGCACACAGAUGACACUCAAGACGUUCCAUUUUGCUGGCGUUGCUUCCAUGAACAUUACACAAGGUGUUCCGCGUAUUGUAGAGAUCAUUAAUGCAACCAAGACCAUAUCAACGCCCAUUAUAACUGCAGAGCUGCGGGACAACACAAACAUGGAGUAUGCGCGUCAGGUGAAGGCGCGUAUUGAGAAAACAACGUUGGGCGAGCUAUCCUCCUACGUGGAGGUAGUAUGCGAUCCAUAUAGUUGCCAUUUGGCCAUUGGCAUUGACAUGGCACGCAUUAAAGUUCUUGGUUUGCACAUCGAUCUGGACAGCAUUGUGGCCAGCAUUUUAAAGUCACGUCUGCGCAUAAAACCGAACCAGGUGAGUGUGUCCACCAAAUCGUCACGCAUUAUCGUCCAAGUGGAAGCAUCGCGCAUGGCCACCAUCAACGCAGAGCUGGCGCGUCUAGCCACCAGCAUACAGAAUGUGGUCGUCGCUGGACUACCAAACAUUCUGCGUGCUGUCAUUGCUAUCGAUGAUACGCACCAGCCACCCACUUACAAGUUGUGCAUCGAGGGCUAUGGACUGCGUGAUGUGAUAGCUACGCAUGGCGUCGUCGGUGAGCGGACGCGCAGCAACAAUAUUUGCGAAAUUUAUCAAACACUAGGCAUCGAGGCGGCACGCACUGUCAUCAUGAGCGAAAUCACUGAUGUUAUGGAGGGACACGGCAUGAGCGUCGAUUGGAGACACAUUAUGUUGCUGGCCAGUCAAAUGACGGCACGAGGCGAGGUGCUGGGUAUCACGAGGCAUGGUUUGGCGAAGAUGCGAGAAAGCGUCUUCAAUUUGGCAUCGUUCGAGAAAACAGCAGACCAUUUGUUUGACGCAGCCUACUAUGGACAGACAGACGCCAUCAAUGGCGUUUCGGAGCGCAUCAUUCUGGGCAUGCCAGCUGGUAUUGGCACAGGAAUCUUCAAGCUCCUGCAUCACCAUGAGGACAAGCAGGUACCAGCCAUUGAAUCAACCAUAUUCAAUAGCUUAGAGCUGAAACCGUGUGCCUAGAAUAGGAUCAACGAUCAGGACAUUAAGGUGAUAACAUUUAACCCCCAGAAGUUGUACAGAUUUUUUCGGAAGGGUAGAACAGGAAACAAGCAAAAACUAAAUAUGUAGUAUGUCGAGCAAGAAAAAACUACACAUUAUUGAACAUAAAAACAUAUCCACAAAUUGUUUACCAAAACGUUGUAACAGUAUGACAAACUCAAUUAACUUCAAUUAAAAUCUAGAUGCAAUGAAA
Molecule: messenger RNA, 4432 nt
Organism: Scaptodrosophila lebanonensis
Lineage: Eukaryota; Metazoa; Arthropoda; Insecta; Diptera; Drosophilidae
Gene: Polr3A
Product: DNA-directed RNA polymerase III subunit RPC1
Exons: 1
Coding region: 58-4200 (1380 amino acids)
Biological process (GO): DNA-templated transcription
Molecular function (GO): DNA binding; DNA-directed RNA polymerase activity
Source: RefSeq, a predicted model, not a curated record